AUGGCAAGGUCAGCGGCAGGGACGACAAUGGCGGGUGUUGUGGUGGUGAUGUGGUGGUGUAUGGUGGUGCAGAGGCUGGAAGCUACAGUUUUCACCGUUGGUGAGAGCAGUGGAUGGGUUGUUGGUGUUGAUUAUGAUGCCUGGGCUAAAUCCAAGAACUUUAAACUUGGUGAUUUACUUGUGUUCGAUUAUUCAAGUGCCUAUGCAAUAGAUGAAGUCUUUGAAAAUGACUACAACACAUGCAAUAUCGAUCAUCCGAUCAGCUCCGACAACAGCGGCUCCACCGUCAUUUCUCUCCUCAACGCCGGCCCUAAUUACUUCAUCUGCGGUACACCUGGUUAUUGUGCCCAAGGCAUGAAGUUCAUCGCUAAUGUUACCGCUUAAUCUCCGGCCGAUAUUAAUCCAUUCAUCAACCACACACCAUUGGGGCCUUUUCCAUAACUAAUUUUGUUAUGACUUUGCUUAUCUUAUUUUUCAAUUUUUUUUAUCCAAAAAAAUCUUAUAUUUAAAUAAAGGGAUAAAUUUCAAAAGUA
Gossypium raimondii (Peruvian cotton) is the source of this 533-nucleotide messenger RNA. Its product is annotated as blue copper protein. The record is from RefSeq and is a predicted model, not a curated record. The coding region runs from base 1 to 384 and encodes 127 amino acids. Gene Ontology annotation, cellular component: plasma membrane. Gene Ontology annotation, molecular function: electron transfer activity. The transcript has 2 exons. Lineage: Eukaryota; Viridiplantae; Streptophyta; Magnoliopsida; Malvales; Malvaceae.